Messenger RNA from Tachysurus fulvidraco (yellow catfish), 1472 nucleotides. Its product is annotated as dickkopf-related protein 4-like. The coding region runs from base 352 to 894 and encodes 180 amino acids. The transcript is spliced from 5 exons. The record is from RefSeq and is a predicted model, not a curated record. NCBI's taxonomy places the organism in Eukaryota, Metazoa, Chordata, Actinopteri, Siluriformes, Bagridae.
GUAAAGUCUAAUCUUCUGGUAAUUAGCCGGCAGCUUAAAAAGGCUGAGAAGAAGCAGGCUCAAACCGAGGGCGCAGGUAAAUCACCUGUUCCGGAGCAGGAAAGCGGCUCAAAUCCGGGCUCCACUGAUGCGGUUAAUGUGCGGAGCUUGUUCAAAGAACUCCGAUAGUUUUGAUGACACACUUUUGUCAGAAGGUGUAGAGUGUAGAAGAGUUUUUCAUCUCCAGCUUACAGUGCAGUCUGAAGCUGAAGAGACACAAAUUUCUUCGACACAACUGAGAGGUUUUUAUUUCCUUUCUUCUCAACCCAGAGAACCCAGAACUACUACUAGAUCACUGCUAUUCUCCUCACCAUGUGGACGCUCGCUGUCUUCUCUCUGUGCCUCGUCUCGACGGUUCUCUGCUUGGACUCCAACGAGAUUCGCUCCUCCAGAGAGAUAAUCACAGACCCUGAACCGACAGCGAUACCGUCGGAGAUCUUCACAGUAAACGUGAGCGUCCAUAAUAACGUGAGGCGACGACAGAAAAGCCCUGAAUGUACUAAUCAGCAGGAAAACGGAUGCCAGAGUUCGAAGAAGAGACGUCGUCAGAGAAAGAAGCCGUCGCUGGAUGAUACAGUCACUGAAAACGGACAGAAGAGGAGGAGAAACUGUUUGCGCUCCGGUGACUGUGGAGAGGGCUGGUGCUGCGUUCAAUACAACGGUGGAAGACGGUGCCAGAAGGUUCUUCAGGAAGGCGAGAUGUGCCUUUUAGGAGCGCGGCCAAAGUCUAAAACCCGCAGAUUGUUGGAGCGAUGCCCCUGCACGGCGGGUUUGAACUGUCUUCGGAUGCCUGGUAGCCUCAAGGGACAAGGACAGUGUCGUGUUCAAGAAAAGGAAGGAGGCAACCCGCAUUAGGGUGUGUCUGAAACCUAAAACACUAACGGCUUCUCAGGCAGAGCCCGGCGGCGGCCUGUGUCCGAAUCUCAUGUUUGUUUAGAAAAAGAAAAAAAGAUAAGAAAAGACAGCAUGAUGAACACAUGGCCAAUUAUUUUUGAAAGCAUUGUCAAUCUUUACUGGCCAAGAAAGACAUCCCACAAUCCUGUGCAUCACACCGAUCAGUCUGGUGACCAAACAUCAACAUAAGUGUGGACAGUUUGGUUCAACAAAUUAUUAUUUAUUAUUUAAUUUCCCACAAAAAAAUAUUAUUGUUUUCCCAUUCCACGUGAAUAUUCCCAGCACUUAUUAUUAUGGAGUUAGCAAGCUGAUACCUCAGGCUUCUGUGUCGCAGGCUAACAUACUCAAUUAACUGUAUGUUAUAAAUACGUUUUAACAAAAGAUCUGAUUCGAAGAAACUAUUAACUGUUAAACAUCUGUAUUUAUAUUUCAGAUAUUUACUGAUAUAAUGAAUGGGGUUAUUAUUUCUAUCUGUAUACCUUCAUAUAUUUUUCAUUAGCUUAGCUUCUUCAUAGCUAAAACUUGUUUUGCUUGAAUUA